Protopterus annectens (West African lungfish) is the source of this 1229-nucleotide messenger RNA. RefSeq names its product apolipoprotein D (gene APOD). Gene Ontology annotation, molecular function: lipid binding. The transcript has 5 exons. Gene Ontology annotation, biological process: brain development; tissue regeneration; lipid transport. The record is from RefSeq and is a predicted model, not a curated record. Bases 99 to 683 code for a protein of 194 amino acids. Lineage: Eukaryota; Metazoa; Chordata; Ceratodontiformes; Protopteridae.
GGAAUGAGAUUUAAAGACACGCACAAGCUCUUACAUAACUGAUCUCUUUUGUGUGGGUAUUUUUUCUGGAAAGUUAUUAGCAAUCUGAUUGUAUUCGUAUGGGUAAAUCAUAUGCUAAGAUGGAUGAGAAGCUGAUAUUAUUUAUAGCUUUAUACUUUGUGGCAGCUGAAGGGCAAACCUUUCAUUUUGGCCAGUGUCCUACUCCACCUGUGCAGGCAGACUUCAAGCUUGAAAAGUAUCUGGGAAAAUGGUAUGAAAUUGAAAAACUGCCUGCACAUUUUGAAAAGGGAGUCUGUAUACAGGCUGAAUACUCCCUUGGAGGAAAUGGGACGAUUAAGGUGUUAAAUCAGGAACUUCUACCUGAUGGCAAAUGGAGCAAAAUAGAAGGGGAAGCCAUUCAAUUUGACUUACAAGUACCAGCAAAACUUGGGGUUAGCUUUAAUUCCUUUAUGCCAUAUGCUCCUUACUGGGUGCUUUCAACUGAUUAUAACGACUAUUCACUAGUGUAUUCCUGUACAAAUGUUCUCUGGGUUUUCUACUUUGAUUUUGCUUGGAUUCUGUCGAGGGAUCGGCAGCUGCCACAGAAAACCAUCGACCAGCUGAAAACCCACCUCACUACAUACAACAUUAAAAUCGAUUACAUGAAGAGUACUAUCCAAAGUGGUUGCCCUGACAAUGCAUGAGAUGCAGAUGUUUUGGAAGUAGUAGUUAGAUAAUAUAUUGCUUGAAAUUUAAAGGCAAAAAAGAUAUUCAGAAUGAAUGGGGAUACUAUAGAUAGGGUCACAUCUUUGUCCUUUUAAUCUAUUUCUAUAGCAAGUAAAGUUGUAUUCUGCAGUGGCCUUUUCAGGCUGUCUGGGAUUAUGAUUGUUUUGUGUAGUAAAAUUCUGCGUAGGGGGAGGAGAAAAAUUAUCCAUUAAUCAGCGUGACUGUAGACUAUAAUAUUUUGCUUCAGAAUGUGAGGUCUGUUGAUAAUAGUUCUGAGGCAGUAUUUGUGAGUCAGAAUUUUCUGAAUGGAUACGCAUUCUAUUUCCUGACAGUCUGUAUGCAUCUAAUUUGUUUCUUAGGCAUACUUUUCAAAGUAUAGCUGAGAAACUAGGUGCUUUAAAUAUUUGGCUUUAGGGUUCAUUGAAAGAUGUUAUUUAUUUCAUGCUUCAUCACUGGUGGUGUUAACUCACAUGCAUAAUUGCAUAUAUACAUUUUUUUUCCAAAUAAAAUGGACCACAACAAGA